ACAUAAGAAAAUAUGUCAUAAGAUCUUAAGAACUAAAGAAAUGUGUAUUGUAUUUUCAUAUGCGACUCUCAUUGAAGGGAAUGCCUGAGGUGCUGUUAAGUAAUGAAUCUAGUUUGAAAGAAUUGUCAGGAACAGCAAAUUUACUGAACACAAGUGGCUCAGAACAAGUCCAGAAACCAGUGUCGCCUCUCAGAGAAGCAAGUACCUCUAGACAGCACUCUAGACGAAAAUUAGAACUCAGGACAAAGGAGGUUGAAGUGAAGAUGUACAGCCUGCGAGAAAGGAAGGGCCAUGCAUACAAAGAAGUCAGCGAGCCCCAGGAUGAUGACUACCUCUAUUGUGAUAAGUGCCAGAACUUCUUCAUCGACAGCUGUCCUGCUCAUGGGCCCCCUACAUUCGUAAAGGACAGUGUGGUCAACAAGGACCAUUCCAAUCACUCGACCCUCAGUCUGCCCCUCGGGCUGAGAAUUGGACCAUCAAGCAUCCCAGAGGCUGGGCUAGGUGUGUGGAAUGAGGCAACUGAUCUGCCACUGGGUCUGCACUUUGGCCCCUACAGGGGCCAGAUCACAGAGGAUGAAGAGGCAGCCAAUAGCGGGUACUCCUGGCUGAUCACCAAGGGGAGGAACUGCUAUGAGUACGUGGAUGGAAAGGAUGAAUCUCAGGCCAACUGGAUGAGGUAUGUGAACUGUGCCCGGGAUGAUGAGGAGCAGAACCUGGUAGCCUUUCAGUACCACAGACAGAUCUUCUACCGAACCUGCCGGGUCAUCAGGCCAGGCUGUGAGCUGCUGGUGUGGUACGGGGACGAGUACGGCCAGGAGCUGGGCAUCAAGUGGGGCAGCAAGUGGAAGAAAGAGCUGUCAGCAGGGAGAGGUGGCCACUAUGAUUCCUUAAACAAAGGAAAGAAAUCAUUCUCCCUGAGAAUUUUCAUGUUUUAG
This is a messenger RNA of Marmota monax (woodchuck), 935 nucleotides long. Its product is annotated as histone-lysine N-methyltransferase PRDM9-like. Gene Ontology annotation, cellular component: nucleus. Lineage: Eukaryota; Metazoa; Chordata; Mammalia; Rodentia; Sciuridae. Gene Ontology annotation, biological process: positive regulation of reciprocal meiotic recombination; regulation of DNA-templated transcription. The record is from RefSeq and is a predicted model, not a curated record. Gene Ontology annotation, molecular function: protein binding; recombination hotspot binding; histone H3K4 methyltransferase activity.